AUGGCAUCACUACUGCCAAGAUAUUUUGCGCUGAAAUCAAACAACAACAGAAAAUGCUUGCGCUACAUAGAUCAAGUUGUGGAAAAUCUUCGUGGAGUUCUCCAAUUUUCCGAAGAGGAUUUUAAUAGCCCGUAUGCAAGGUUCGAAAUGGAGACAGCGAACAAUGGUGACGGAAGUUACGUGCACAUUAAAUCCCGGUGGAACAACAAAUACUUGAGAAGAGCAGACGACCAACACUGGUGGAUUGUAGCCGGGGCUGACGAACCAGAGGAAAACGAAAACCUUUGGUCCUGCACAUUGUUCAAGCCAGUGGCUGUCCAUGCGCACAACAACGUAGUCCUCCUUCGAUUACAACAUGUGGAACUUGGGCACUAUGUAAAGUUAUUCAGUGCAAACGCCUUCCGUUCAUGCCUCUUCGCACACCAACCGAACCCGGACCACCAAAUGAUGGAUGCGUACACAGUCAUUGACUUGGUACCAGUCGGAAUACCUAACCAUUUUGUGCUGAAAUCAAACAACAAUGACAGAUACUUGCGCUACAAACUUGAUGAAGAUAUUAUCAAUCGUGAAAUUCUUCAAUUCACGGCAGUGGAGCCUACGAAUCCGGACACAAAGUUCCAAAUAGAGCUGGCAAACAGUAGGGAGAACCAAGAUAAUCAUUACGUUCAUGUCAAAUGCUCCCACAACAAUAAGUACUUUAGAAGGUUGGACCAAAACAACCUAUUGAUCCUGGCUGCAGCUGACCAGCGAGACGAGGACAAAAGAAGAUGGUCUUGCACAUUGUUCAAGCCUGAGCUUGUUGGGCAAGCAGACAAAGAUAACAAUAAUGUGCUCUGCCGACUGCAACACGUGCAAAGCAGUCUGUAUACAAGGCCAUUCAUUGAAAGCAGAUUAGAACUACGCCUGAACCAAUUAAGUCCUGAUCUCCAAGAACUGGAUGUCUACACAGCCAGUCCUGUGCAAGAACCGACUAGCCUUCCAUGA
This is a messenger RNA of Pyrus x bretschneideri (Chinese white pear), 984 nucleotides long. RefSeq lists its product as uncharacterized. The record is from RefSeq and is a predicted model, not a curated record. The coding region runs from base 1 to 984 and encodes 327 amino acids. Lineage: Eukaryota; Viridiplantae; Streptophyta; Magnoliopsida; Rosales; Rosaceae. The transcript has a single exon.